Molecule: messenger RNA, 3566 nt
Organism: Mycena citricolor
Lineage: Eukaryota; Fungi; Basidiomycota; Agaricomycetes; Agaricales; Mycenaceae
Source: the annotation of a GenBank genome assembly
CACGAUUCCACGAAAGUCGGCUUCGUCGCUUCGAAACUUGGCCGACUCAACGAACUUGCGUUCGAAGACGACCGGUGCCGGCGAAUGCGCGCGGGAUGCAUCGCCACGUUUUUUUUUUACUCCAAGUCUUCUUGAUUCCCUCAGCUUCACUUCUCAACAUGCCAAUAGCCUUGGCCGGGCCAUUUCGGCGACAUCAGUGGACCAUUUGCUGCUGUUUCAGGCGCUCCCCGCAGCUGGACCGCCCCAUUGAUGUGUACUUUAGGAGAACCGGUGUAUGAAACACCUGCUUCUGCCACGGAUCUUGGGAUGUGAAAAGAGGACCUCUUUUUCCGGCGCGUGUUCGACUACUACUAAGCACAGUCACGCGACCGCGAUGAGCUAAGUGCCACACCUAAUCUGAUUACCCCUGAAGGGGAGCGUGAUCCGAUAACGAUGAUCGGAGUCCUUUUGCAGCUCUCCAGACACUAGGCUCUGGUUCUUUCACCGUCGCGGAAGACCGUCACUUUUCCUUCACCAUGUCCUUCAGCGGCUUUGCCCUCGACAGGACGGAUAGCACAUUUGAGGAGAUUCCAGUCAUAGAUUUCACCCACGCUCAGAGCCCCGAUCCUGCCAAGCGCCGCGCUCUCGCCGACGAGAUUCGGGACGCAUGCAUCAACGUCGGCUUUUUCUACGUCAAGCACCACCCGAUCUCAGAUAGCACAAUCGACGCGACCAUCCAAGCCGGAAAGCAGUUCUUUGCGCUCCCAGAAGCCGACAAGCUUGCGAUCGACAUUCACAAGAGCGCGAACUUCAAAGGCUACACCGCUCUCCUCGGCGAGAAUACUGACCCCAACGGGCGCGGCGACCUUCAUGAAGGCUUCGAUUUGGGUUGGGAAGAGCCCGGCGCUGGUCCAAUGUCGGGAACCAAUGUGUGGCCGUCCGAGGACUCUGCUCCUGGCUUCCGGAACUGCGUGCUAAGCUAUUAUCGCGCUGUGGUCGACCUCGGACAAUCAUUGUUCCCGCUAUUCGCGCUCGCCCUUGAUUUGCCUGAAACUUUCUUCGAUGAUAAGACUACUCGCCCUGCUGCAAUCAUGCGCCUCUUGCACUACCCACCGCAGAAGGCUGCCGUUGACCAGGACGGCAAGAUCAUCGGGAUUGGAGCCCAUACAGACUAUGAAUGUUUUACGAUUCUUUGGCAAGAUACCGUCGGCGGAUUGCAAGUUCAGAAUGCCAAGGGUGACUGGAUUGACGCUGUCCCCAUCCCUGGAACAUUUGUGAUUAAUUUAGGCGAUCAAUUUGCACGAUGGACAAAUGAUAUCUUCAAGUCGACUCGCCAUCGGGUCACGAAUCGGUCUGGACUGGAACGGUACUCGAUGCCCCUAUUCUUCGGCACGGACUACGAUGUACUGCUCGAGCCUUUGCCCGGAUGCGUGACUGAGGAUCGACCUGCUCGCUACCCGGUCGUCAGCGCGGGCGAAUACGUCAAGCGUAGACUCGAGGAAACCUAUGCGCAAUCCAAGAGCGACUAGAAUCUACGCAUGUGUCCCGAAGACAAGUAACACACAACAAAGAGCAUCUUCUGUCCGUUAUCCUAAGCGAGUUGUGCCGCAGUGUGAGUGUCAUUCUGAGCGGGAAGCUGGCUUCGGGCAUCUACGGCAUCAGAUUCGUACACCUCCUAUGCAAGUCUACUGUUCUUUUGAUCCGUUGUGAUUAGCCUUCGACUGGGCGGGGAAGCUCAAAACCCGAUCCAACUGGAUGGAUAUACCCAGUAUUCCGCCGAUCUGGAUCGGACCUGGCUCGACUCCGUCUAGUAUUUCCUGGAACAAAUUCAAGGAACGAAUCAUUUCGGAUUUUACUUAUCAAUCUUAUCAGGGGAUGGAUAACUAUCAUGCUAUGCUAUAGAAAUAAGCAAGCCCUCAAUCUUCUCCGACCGAUCGUGUCAAUGAAAAUUCAAUACUCGGAAUGCUGCUUGGAUUCUGGAACCUGACAAGUUCAAUGUGCUGAAUCUUGAACGCAACAUGUGACGGAUUACGUCAUGCACACGAAAUGAUCCCAUCACUGCGAUCAGCUCGAAGCGUUUGCGGACGCAGUCCCGCUGGCCGCUGGGUUCUCUUUGUUCUGUUCUUGGCUAUUUUGGAAAGCGCCCUGGACUAAGUUUGCGGUUCCGGACCGCCAGGCUAAACGGCGAGGUCGCUAGCAUGCGCCCUUUCGAGCCCGUCGAAGACGGUCGACCGAAAAAGUCCAUCUCGACGCGACUGCUAUUAACGGCAGACGCGUUCACGCAUGCCCAGCGUCGGCUAACCACACCAUCUGAUGUCCAGUUCUUAUAAAACUGCAGGUGAUAUGCGGAGCAAGUGAGACACACCGGACUCCUAGAUCCACCCCCCUCCCCGUUGCCCGCCCUGGCUCCUGUACCCAUCUUCGACUCGUCGACUUGCGCGAUGGAAGCACCCUCCCACGGGGCCUUCUAUGAUGACGCCGGCCCGCCCGACCCUGUGCCCAAACCCGGGGACUCUUUUGCCCCACAGCAUCUCUUCGAUGUGCAUGGACUGGUGGCCGUGAUUACAGGAGGGGGCAGCGGUAUCGGUCGCAUGAUGGCUCAAGCUUUAGAGAACAACGGGGCGACGGUAUACAUCAUCGGGCGGCGGCUGGACGUGCUUGAUAGCACCGCGCGGGAAAUCAGCAAAUACGACCGAGUAAUCCCCAUCCAAGGCGAUGUGACAGAUCGCCGCUCACUUCUGGACAUCGUCGAGACGGUCAAGAUUCGACACGGGUAUAUCGAUCUUCUCGUCAACAAUGCCGGCAUCGCACGCAAUCUGUACGAUCAUCCAUUGCCCUCCCCUGGAGAGAGCUCUCCGCAAUCCUCCUCCUCCUCCUUUCCUGGGACUCCAGUCGACGGGGCUCCAUGUAUACGAUCCUUCCAGGAAUCUUUGUGGAACAGUGGGUCGCCAGAGGGCUUUGCCGAAAGCUUCCGCACGAACGUCACUUCGGUGUACUAUUCCACCGUUGCGUUCCUAGAUCUCCUCCACCAAGGGAAUCUGCGGAAGAACAAUCCGAAUCUCCAUGUUCUUGGCGGCCGCGCCCGUCCGCCACUCCACUCUUCACAAGUCGUGUCCGUGUCGUCCUCCGGCGGCUUCCGCCUGGACUCGAAGGUGUUCUCCAUGUCAUACACCCUCGCGAAGGCAGCCUGCACACACCUCGGCAAACAGCUGGCCAAUCUGCUGGCUCCAUGGGGGAUCCGCAGCAAUGUUCUCGCGCCGGGCGUGUUCCCGAGCGAAAUGACGACAGGAUUGUUUCCUGGGCUCGACAUGGGUCCCAUGGCGUUCAUCGACAGCGUCCCCCUGAAACGUGCCGGAACGGAGAAGGAAAUGGGUGGCGUCAUCUUGUUUUUGGCAAGUCCUGCAGGAGCUUACGUGAACGGCGCAGUCUGGCUGGUCGAUGGCGGCCGAAUCGGCGGCGUCCCCAGCAGCUACUAACGGUGUCAUUAUCUGAUUAUAUCUAUGGCUGGCUGUAUUCUAUCACGUGUAGGCAUUAGUAUUGUACAGAGAGAGAUCGAGGAAACGGAAUGAUUGAUUAAUAUUCUGUAC